This is a messenger RNA of Purpureocillium takamizusanense, 873 nucleotides long. RefSeq lists its product as uncharacterized. The record is from RefSeq and is a predicted model, not a curated record. Gene Ontology annotation, molecular function: acyltransferase activity, transferring groups other than amino-acyl groups. Lineage: Eukaryota; Fungi; Ascomycota; Sordariomycetes; Hypocreales; Ophiocordycipitaceae. The coding region runs from base 196 to 873 and encodes 225 amino acids. The transcript has 2 exons.
CGGGAAUUCUUCACUCGGCUUCAUUCCUUCUAGGACAAUCAACCAGGCAAUUAAGCGAGGGAAGGGCCAAGGCAGUGGCUGUCUCCUCUAGCAGCCGUAAAGGCAUCCCACCGCCGUUGUAUCCCCAAGCUCGUGGUCGUCAAACUUGGCCUUUACAGACUCAAACUUCGACCAGAGUUCUUCCAUUCGUGCAUCAUGGCGUUUAUCCGAACCUACAAGUCGUCCGACUUUGAGGCGAUGGCACACAUCUGCCGCGACACGAUGCCUCCGUCCCUCAAGGCGUCGGAGCCAGCUCAACGUGUCGGCCCAUACCUCUGGACGCAUCCCUUCACGUACCUGUCGCCAGAAAACUGCUUCGUGCUGGACUCGGGCUCCGGUUCCGACCCAGUUGGCUACUGCAUCGGCUGUCCCGACAUUGCCGCCUUCUGUGCCGCGUAUCCAUCCUACGUCUCCGCCAUCCUCGACCCUUCCACCGAGGUCAGCCCCCCCGAGUGUGACAGGGCAACCAAAGCGCCGUGGCUGCUCCAUGACGGUCAGAUCAAUGAGACGGCUCUCGCUCAGCUGGCAUACCAGCCUGAGUGGCUGCUGCUCAACGGAUACGAGGACCUCAUGGAGGAGGGGUACAAGGCGACCAUGCAUAUUGAUCUCUUGGACGAGUGGCAGGGUAAAGGAUGGGGACGCAAGCUGAUUGAGGCGUUUGCCGAGAGCGUGAAGGCCGCGCGGCAGCAGCAGGACGGCAGCGUCAGCAAAGGUAUAUGGAUUGGUGUCGCGGCUGACAACUCCAAGGUUGUGCCAUUUUACCAGAAGCUGGGCUUCAAGAUCAAGGAGCGGAGGAAGCAGUCGAAGUCGACUUCCAUGGUUCGCGAAUAUUAG